This is a messenger RNA of Paramisgurnus dabryanus, 2870 nucleotides long. RefSeq names its product membrane metallo-endopeptidase-like 1 (gene mmel1). Gene Ontology annotation, cellular component: plasma membrane. The record is from RefSeq and is a predicted model, not a curated record. Gene Ontology annotation, molecular function: metalloendopeptidase activity. NCBI's taxonomy places the organism in Eukaryota, Metazoa, Chordata, Actinopteri, Cypriniformes, Cobitidae. Gene Ontology annotation, biological process: protein processing.
AUCGCUCCUCCUCCUCAACAUCCCUCCAUCUCUCUCUCUCUCUCUCUCUUCCUCUUUUCUGCAUCUCACUCACUCACUGAGAGUCACAUCAGAACAGACAGUCCCUCCGACAUCCAGCUGUCCGGACGCUGAUUCAUUUCUCCACACACCAGCUCUGGGUGCAAACUCAGAAGGGGUGUUUGGGAAAUUGAAAGGCGUCCUAAACAGGGCCAAAAAGGAUUUUCAUCAUCAAAGAGAGGAAGACAGAAGAUUUGCUAUCUCUCGUGUUUUGCUCCAAGAAUGGGAAAAUCAGAGAGCCAAAUGGAUAUCAUGGAGAAAACCACUAAACCGAGAAAGCAUCGCUGGACCGUCGUUGAGAUCGGAUUGUCUAUUAUUGUUCUUCUGCUGAGCUGCGCUCUGGCUGGACUUGUAGUGCUUUACACUUCAGCACUGAGAGAUCGUUUUAACAGAAAUGAAUCUUCGAAAGGGCUCGAAUAUCGAUCAAAUACUGAUAGAGAUGUCUGUACAACACCAGAGUGUGUCACUGCAGCUGCCCGACUGCUCCAGAACAUGGACCCCAGUGUGGAACCAUGCCAGAACUUCUAUCAGUAUGCCUGUGGAGGUUGGAUCGAACGUCAUGUCAUUCCUGAGACGAGCUCACAUCACAGUGUCUUUAAUAUCCUGAGAGAUGAGCUGGAGAUCGUACUCAAAGGAGUUCUUGAGAUGGACAGUAAGAAUGACAGAGAAGCCUUCAAGAAAGCCAAAACACUCUAUAACUCCUGCAUGAAUGAGAUUUUGAUUGAACAGCGGGACUCGCAGCCUCUUCUCAGGCUCAUCGACAGUAUCGGAGACUGGCCCGUGGCCUCUGAGGUCUGGAACGACACAUCAGAGGAAUCUUGGAGUUUGGAGGACACAUUGGCUCUUCUGAAUGCUCAGUACAAUAAGAAGGCUGUGCUGGAGAUGUUUGUGUGGACGGACGAUCGUGACUCCAGUCGCUAUAUUAUACAUGUUGACCAGCCAGUUUUUUUAGGAAUGCCUUCAAGAGAUUAUUACCUCACUGAUGGAAAUUACAAGAAGGUGCGCAAGGCCUACCUGGAGUUCAUGGUUUCCAUGGCGAGGAUAGCACGAGAAGACAGGAACCUGACCCAGGAUGAAGAGCGUGUGUGGGAAGAAAUGACUCAAGUGCUGGAGCUGGAGACGGACAUUGCUAAUGCUACCUCACCCGCAGAGGAACGCAAUGACAUCACUGUGCUAUACAACAAAAUGACUCUCAUAGAGCUGCAGCAAACCUUCAACCUCAAUGGAUUUAAUUGGACACGCUUCAUCCAAGGUAUAAUGUCUAGCGUUUCGAUUACGGUGCAACCGGAUGAACCCAUUGUUGUGUACUGUACACCGUACCUGGAAAAGCUCAGUGAAGUUCUGUCCAAACACAGCCGCAGGACUCUACAGAACUAUCUGGGUUGGAUGCUCAUCAUGGACAGGGUCAGCAGCCUCAGCCGGCGCUUCAAAGAUGUCAGAGCACAUUACAGAAAGGUUUUGCAUGGUACAACAGUAGAAGAGGCGAGAUGGAGAGAUUGUGUCCGGUAUGUUCAAGGUAACAUGGAGAAUGCUGUCGGGGCGCUGUAUGUUCAGGAAACCUUCUCUGGAAACAGUAAACGUAUGGUGGGCGAUCUGAUCAGAAAGAUUCAAGAAGCUUAUGUGGAAACCCUGGAGGAGUUAAGCUGGAUGGAUGAACAGUCCAAAGAAAAGGCCAGAGAGAAGGCCAUGGCGAUAUCAGAACAGAUUGGUUAUCCUGAUCACAUCCUUGAGGAGGAAAACAAGAAGCUGGAUGAGGAAUACAGACAUCUGAAUUUCAGUCAGGAGAACUACUUUGAAAAUAUUCUGGAAAAUUUGGCAGUAUCUGCACAAAAAGUUCAUAAGAAGCUGAGAGAGCCGGUAGAUCCCCAUAUGUGGAUUAUUGGUGCUGCUGUGGUCAAUGCUUUUUAUUCACACAACAGAAACCAGAUUGUGUUUCCCGCUGGUAUCUUACAGCCGCCGUUCUUUAGCGAGAAACAACUACAGGCUUUGAACUUUGGUGGUAUCGGGAUGGUCAUAGGACACGAAAUCACUCAUGGAUUUGAUGACCACGGCCGAAACUUCGACAAAGACGGGAACAUGAACAACUGGUGGAGUAACUACUCUGCCGAACAUUUUGAAGAGCAAUCUAAAUGCAUGGUGGAACAGUAUGGAAAAUUCAAUUGGAAACUUGCAGGAGGCCAGAAUGUGAGCGGCAUCACAACAUUAGGAGAAAAUAUUGCAGACAAUGGCGGGGUUCGUCAGGCAUAUAAGGCAUAUAUGAAGUGGGUGGAGAGAGAAGGCAAGGAGCCCCGCCUGCCCGGAUUAGACAUGGAUCAUAAACAGCUCUUCUUUCUAAACUUUGCCCAGGUCUGGUGUGGUGCUUGUCGUCCUGAAUACGCCAUACAGUCCAUCAAAGCAGAUCCACACAGCCCUCUGGAGUACAGGGUACUUGGUUCCCUCCAGAACUUUGAAGCGUUCUCCGAAGCUUUCCAUUGUGAACGUGGAGCUCCCAUGAACCCAGAAGAGAAAUGUCGAGUGUGGUAACCUGGUAAUGUCUGGAGAUAUUUCACAAACCCUGUCAGGAGAACUCAGAUUCAAAUACGUACUGCUAUUAUUUCACAGUGGCAGCUGCCUGCGUUUUAGUCUGAUGUGAACGAAACAACCAACAUACGUAGAUGUUUACUGUGAACUUUCAAAAGCGCACAUAUAACCAACAAGUGCAGAUGUGGUGAAUGUGCACAGUGAUGGUUGGCAUGCUUUCUUAUCAAAUGUUUGCGAGCCUGGUUACAGGUUAUUAUUAAUACUGAGAUUAUAAAACAUGUGGAUGCAAAUGA